CACCCGCGUUACGUCACUCGUCGUGUGUGUGUGUACUGUACCUAUGCACACACAGCAUAGUUAGUAUUAGCUAGUGAUGCAGCAAAGUGACAAAUAUUAGUUAUAUUUACAAUUAUUUAAAACAUAAUGGACUCACUGCUCUCCUGGCUCUUCUCCUCGGAAAAGGAGGAGCUGCACGUCUUGGACUGCAUGGCUUACUUAAUGUUUUUAAUGGCAGCCUGCACUUGCGUAACUUUGCUCUUCGAAAACGUCCCAUACGGACGAUAUGCCACCAGCAGGUAUGGCUUUCCAGUUAAUGUGAGGUUUGCUUGGUUCGUUCAGGAGCUGCCUGCCUUCAUGGUGCCUCUGUGCUUGGUAUUUUGGACAUCUUCUGCCAAAACCUCACUGCUGCCCAACCAGCUGCUCAUUGUCAUGUAUUUCUGCCACUAUGUUCACAGAUCCCUUAUUUAUCCAUUUUUAAUCAGAGGAGGUAAACCGACACCGUUCGUCUCUUUCAUCCUGGCCAUUGUUUUCUGCCUCUAUAAUGGCUACAUGCAGAUCAGGUACAUGAGUCAUUAUGCUGAGUACCCUGCGUGCUGGGUUACACAUCCAUGCUUCAUCGCAGGGUCUGUGCUGUGGUUGGUCGGCUGGUUGGUGAAUAUGCACUCUGACCACAUCCUGAGGAACCUGAGAAAGCCCGGAGAGACUGGUUACAAGAUUCCCACAGGAGGAAUGUUUGAAUAUGUGUCUGGAGCCAACUUCUUAGGAGAGAUAACAGAGUGGGCAGGCUUCGCUCUGGCUGGCCACUCUGUUCACAGUUCAGCCUUUGCAAUCUUUACCACGGUAGUCCUUGCCAGCAGGGCUGUGGCCCACCACAAAUGGUACCUUGCAAAGUUCGAAGACUACCCUAAAAGUAGAAAGGCACUGAUUCCCUUUGUGUUCUAACAAACGCCGUGGGUACUGGAAGCCUGCAAAGGUACCGUUUCUCACAACAGACGAGAAGAAUAUUCCCAUCAUCCUCUUUUCUAAUUCAGGAAAGCUCUGAUGUCAGAACAGAGUGAAUGAAAAACACAGGUUUGCGUGCUUGUAAAUGAUCUCAUCUGAGCUGCAAGCAUGCAACAGUUAGAAGCCAUCAUCUUAAAAAGAUUUUUAUUAUUGUCAUUACUUAUAUAUUAUUAUAUUAUAAUGUCCGUGAAGCAAAGUAAUUUCAGCAACCAUUAAGUGAAUGUAACGGAAGAGCUGUGUUUGCCGGAGAGGCAACAUUUGGCACUCCCCCUCCAGAGGAGGAAAUAAGAUAGUGAGUGGAGCAUACCUCAACGGUAAUACGCUGGAUUUAUAACAGCGUGCACCAGCAGUAAACAGUUUUAAGACCCUCCGCUGAUCUGCAUAUCCUUCCAGAUGGAACAUAAACCUGGAAAUGCAAAGCAGACAUAAAGUUUUCAGUCACUCUCGAGAGUCAUCUGUUGCAAAUGCGUCUUUUUAACAUACAGUCGAAUUAAAGAGACAAAAACGGGACCUUCAAUUGAGCUUCAUUUUGCUCAUCAGAAAGACUUUACUACUUACCUCAUUAUCUCAAAAACCUGGAAACGCAAACACUCUGGAUCAGAAUGUAAGUGCAUCACCACCCUGUAAAGACUGAGACUGGAGCAGGCUGGUUCCACAGGCUACUGGGCUGCAGGGAAAUCAAAUGGAGAUCAAGCAUGGCCCUCAAUAACUCAGCCAUGCCUGAAAUGAGAAGAAGAGAGCGUUGCCUCAACACAUCACUCUUGGCGGAGUGUCAGAGAGAGAAGAGGAGAAGAAG
This is a messenger RNA of Larimichthys crocea (large yellow croaker), 1780 nucleotides long. It is a transcript of the gene srd5a1, whose product is annotated as steroid-5-alpha-reductase, alpha polypeptide 1 (3-oxo-5 alpha-steroid delta 4-dehydrogenase alpha 1). The transcript is spliced from 5 exons. Gene Ontology annotation, biological process: steroid biosynthetic process. The record is from RefSeq and is a predicted model, not a curated record. Bases 127 to 924 code for a protein of 265 amino acids. Gene Ontology annotation, molecular function: 3-oxo-5-alpha-steroid 4-dehydrogenase activity. Gene Ontology annotation, cellular component: membrane. NCBI's taxonomy places the organism in Eukaryota, Metazoa, Chordata, Actinopteri, Sciaenidae.